AUGGACAAAUGGAUCAGCAUCGAAGAGGUUGAAUCUGCCUGGUUUCAGUUGUUCGGAGGCAAGAAUCUUCCGGAGGAUGCCAUCCCCAGAGCAAGAGCAAGGUUUGAUGCUGCGAAGUUUCAGGAGAUGAGUCCAGAUCUGCCCUUUCCUUGCAGCGAAACAAACUGCAGCACCUUCCACCCCAAUCGUCAUGGCUUUUGCCACAAGCAUCGCUUCCAUCGUUUUGGAAGGAAACUAUCCUCUGCAGUAGUGAGAACCUUGGGCUGGUUGGAGUUGGUCCUCCUUCUCACCAUUCAAGCAGCGGCAGAGAUCCAAAGCAGAUUUUUGCUUUUGGUGAUUUUAGUGUCGUUGCUUCCAGUGACUUGCAUUUUUCUGGAGGAAAGCACUGGCAUGUCAGCGGCUUCCAUUUGCGUAACAUUGCUGGCCGUCGCUUUUACGACUUGUUUGUACACCGCCAAGCGCUUGGAUGGCAUGCAACAGAGCGUCUUCAACAUGGCGCUUGCCACUGAAGCCAGCUACUUUCAAGUGCUGCAACCUACAUCAGAAACCAGCAACAACCUGGUUCAUCUGGUUCAGGUGUCAACCAUACUGAGGAGCCAUACAGACGGCUCAUCUCAAGAGCUACAGACCCAGCAAGACUUGAGGAGCAAUUAUCAGCAAGCCAAACAUCACAUGAAUCUUUUUCAGACUGUUGUUUGUGAACCACUUGCGAGCACAGGGCUAGAAGUUACUGCGAAGAUUAAAUCCCUUACAGAGCUGGACGAAAGGGAAGGAGCAGCGGAUAUUUUGGUUUGCGAAGUCUGGUGUGACAGUCUGCAGGAAGUCCAAGAUGCGUGGGACAUGCUGAAAGACUUGGAUGGUGUGGAAAUCGUCUCUGCGCGCGAUUUUUUCGCAGUUGCAUCUUACAAAAAAUUCUGUAAAGUUGUGGUGUCUCUCCAGGGCUACUUGACCACAGUUGUUUUGCUGGAGAAAUCUCUGAGUUCUUGGGAGGCUCAGAAAGGCCUCUCUGACGCAGCAGAUUCCCUAGGUCUUUUAGACAAGACCAAGGCAUCAGCUUGGGAAGUUUCUCGACUCCAACGUGAUUCCGAGGUCCCCAGAUGCGUGUUUGUGGCCACUGCCCUCCUGCGACUGGUGGCACUUUUAUCAUGUUACAUCAUUGGCGGACAAAUUGGCCGCGUAAACAGCUGGGACCCAUUUUUUGGUUCGUACUGUUGCUAUUUGAUUUUUUUGGAUUAUGAGCUCUAUGAGUAUGAGUGUGGAAAUAGUGUUCCGAGGAUGCUGGCCAUGAACGUGCCCUUCUUGACAUGUUUUCUGAUCCUGUUGUGGGAGAUACUGUGCUGUUGCUGCUGUUGCUUUUGCUUCUGCAAGCGUCGACAGAGCUUCAAAAUUCGUCCACGGCCAACCCAACUCUGGUAUAGGAGGUAUCUGGGUGUACAGGGAUGCCACUACGCCUUCAAAGUUGCAGCCCUACAGUUCUUGACAGUCAUGACGCAAGGGCUUGCCAAAACCAGUUUGUUCCGGACCAUCCAGGAUACCCAUGGCUCUGAAGCCUUGCGGGCCAGCACCGCUGUCCGCUGCUUCAUCGUGCUUCUUUUGUGCAACAUCCUCUUCCCAGCCAUGAUUCUAGUGAUACCGAACUAUGUCUUUAGCCGUGUUGGUGCAGCUUUGCUCGAUGCAGUCUUGGACGUUGGUUACAUGGUGACUUCGAUCUGGCUAUACGUCGUCUUUGCCACAGAAGAGUCUUUGACCGACAUUUUUUUGAGCAGUUUCUUAAACUACAUGUCAAUAUACAUCUGCGUCGCACAUGUGUUGUGCGUUUGUCGAUCUUUGGAGACUGCAGAUUGGAUCGCGCUUUUCCAAGUCCCGCGUGCUCCCCCCACCGGCAAAGCCUGGAAGAGAAUUCUUUUCUCCACGGCAUAUGUGGCUUUUGUUUCUAUUCUGCUUGGGGGCAUUGUCCUUGGUGCCUUCACGAGUCAUGAUGGGCUGUGUCCCCCUUGCCAAUGCGCAGCUGUCGCCCCAACAUCGCUUCUACUCGAACGCUGCGUGAUUCCCAUUGGCUAUGUUGCGCAGGGUGCUCCUGACAUGCUUGAGUUCAACUUGACGAAUCGGAACAUCACAAAAGUUCUGCCAGAUGCAUUCAUUGCAAGGGGCGAACACCAAAGAGUACGAUCUGUUUCCUUGUGUGGAAACCAUUUGACAGAGCUGCCAGAGGGACUUUUUCGCGAUCUUCUGCAACAGGAGGAGGACGAUUGGGGGUCUCCUGACAUUGACACUGUCGACCUGGCUGACAAUAGAAUCGCGACUCUUCCCCCAGGGUUGUUUCAAGCCGGAUCCUCCGGAGGAUUGUCUGUGAUACGCGAGUUGCAUUUGGAAGGAAAUUGUUUGACUACGCUUCCACCUGGAGUCUUUCAUGGGCUCACCUUUGGUCAGUACUGUUCCAAUUCCAAAUACUACAAUUGCAUUGGCAUGUCACAGUUGCAGGUGCUGCAUGCAGAAGCCAUUCAUGAUCUCAAAUUUGUUCAGAAUGGCAUCCUGGACAUGUCUCAGAACAAGUUGCAGACGUUACAUGCACAGACCUUUCAUGGUCUCAACUUUCGUCAGAACGGCAUCCUGAACAUGUCGCAGAACAAGUUGCAGGUGUUGCAUGCAGACGCCUUUCAUGGUCUCAAAUUUGAUCAGAACGGCAUCCUGGACAUGUCGCAGAACAAGUUGAAGGUGUUGCAUGCAGACGCCUUUCAUGGUCUCACCUUUGUCUACUACGGCAUCCUGGACAUGUCGCAGAACAAGUUGCAGGUGUUGCAUGCAGAAGCCUUUCAUGAUCUCAAAUUUGGUCAGAACGGCAUCCUGGACAUGUCUCAGAACAAGUUGCAGACAUUGCCUCCAAAGGUCUUUGACGGUCUCGAUCUCGACCGACUGUACUUACAACAAAAUGAAUUGUUUCAACUGCAUGCAGAGACGUUUCAUGGUGUCACCUUUGGUUACAACCGCAUCCUGGACAUGUCGCAGAACAAGUUCCAGGAUUUGCCUCCAAAAGUCUUUGGCGGUCUUGAGCUCAACCGACUAUACCUACAAAACAACAAUCUUGUCCGACUACAUGCAGGAACCUUUCAAGGUCUCACCUUUGGUAAGAACGGCAUCCUGAACAUGUCGCAGAACAAGUUGCAGGUGUUGCAUGCAGAGACCUUUCAAGGUCUCUCCUUUGCUAACAAGGGCAUCCUGGACAUGUCGCAGAACAAGCUGUCCACGCUUUCGGAGAAAGUUUUUGAUGGUCUUCGGUAUCUUCGCAGCCUGAGGCUGGAAGGCAACCGGCUGCGGAGUCUUGGCACCAGACUCUUCUACUGGUUGAUCAACUUGGAAGAGCUGAACCUGGAGCAGAAUCAGCUGAUGGAUCUGGAUGAAGAUGUUUUUGAUUCUGCUUCGUCCAGUACUUGUAAUUCCGCUGGCUGUGUUUAUCGUUCCCUCAAGCGAAGAUUGCUGAAGCUGAACCUGGGUGGCAACCAGCUCGCCACGUUACCCAAUGACCUCUUCAACGGUUUCAGGGCACUCCGAAAUCUGCAGCUGCAGAGCAAUCUGCUGGCGAGACUUCCGCAACAGCUGUUUCAGACUCUCGGCGAAGUUCAUUGGACGAAUUUGAGCUCCUUGAAGUUGCUGAACCUGAGUCAGAAUGCAUUGGAAGAAUUGCCUCCUAGUCUUUUCGAUGGAUUGAACUUGUCAGUGAUCGACUUGAGCCACAACAAUCUCAGAAAACUGGAUUCCCAGCUGUUCGACCUGGAAAACCUCACCAGCUUGGACGUCUCGCACAACAAGUUGCAGGCACUGCCUCCAAAGGUCUUUCAGAGUGGCGUGAGCAAAUUGGAGAUCCUCGACCUCGCAGAGAACGAGCUAUCAACGCUUCCGGCAUUGUUUUUUUGUUGCAAUCUCUCGAUUCGCAGCCUGAAGUUGGAAGGCAACAGGCUCCAGAGACUUCACUUGGGAGACGUCUGGGGGUUGAGUUAUUUGGAAGAAUUGAACCUGCAGCAGAAUCAGCUGGCUCAUCUUGAUGGAGCUGUGUUUGAUGAUUACGAGCAUCACAACCUCAAGCGGAGCUUGUUGAAGCUGAACCUGGGUGGCAACCAGCUCGCCACGUUACCCAAUGACCUCUUCAACGGUUUCAGGGCACUCCGAAAUCUGCAGCUGCAGAGCAAUCUGCUGGCGAGACUUCCGCAACAGCUGUUUCAGAAUUUGAGCUCCUUGAAGUUGCUGAACCUGAGUCAGAAUGCAUUGGAAGAAUUGCCUCCUAGUCUUUUCGAUGGAUUGAACUUGUCAGUGAUCGACUUGAGCCACAACAAUCUCAGAAAACUGGAUUCCCAGCUGUUCGACCUGGAAAACCUCACCAGCUUGGACGUCUCGCACAACAAGUUGCAGGCACUGCCUCCAAAGGUCUUUCAGAGUGGCGUGAGCAAAUUGGAGAUCCUCGACCUCGCAGAGAACGAGCUAUCAACGCUUCCGGCAUUGUUUUUUUGUUGCAAUCUCUCGAUUCGCAGCCUGAAGUUGGAAGGCAACAGGCUCCAGAGACUUCACUUGGGAGACGUCUGGGGGUUGAGUUAUUUGGAAGAAUUGAACCUGCAGCAGAAUCAGCUGGCUCAUCUUGAUGGAGCUGUGUUUGAUGAUUACGAGCAUCACAACCUCAAGCGGAGCUUGUUGAAGCUGAACCUGGGUGGCAACCAGCUCGCCACGUUACCCAAUGACCUCUUCAACGGUUUCAGGGCACUCCGAAAUCUGCAGCUGCAGAGCAAUCUGCUGGCGAGACUUCCGCAACAGCUGUUUCAGACUCUCGGCGAAGUUCAUUGGGCGAAUUUGAGCUCCUUGAAGUUGCUGAACCUGAGUCAGAAUGCAUUGGAAGAAUUGCCUCCUAGUCUUUUCGAUGGAUUGAACUUGUCAGUGAUCGACUUGAGCCACAACAAUCUCAGAAAACUGGAUUCCCAGCUGUUCGACCUGGAAAACCUCACCAGCUUGGACGUCUCGCACAACAAGUUGCAGGCACUGCCUCCAAAGGUCUUUGACGGUUUUCGGCUUAACCAAGUGUACCUCCAAAACAAUGACCUGUCUCAACUGGAUGCAGAGACGUUUCAUGGUCUAGCCUUUGGUCAAAACAGCAUCCUAGACAUGUCGCAGAACAAGUUGCAGGACUUGCCUCCAAAGGUCUUUGACGGUUUGAAACUCAACAAACUGUACCUACCAAACAAUGACUUGUCUCAGCUGCAUGCAGACGCCUUUCAUGGUCUCUCCUUUGGCUACUACGGCAUCCUGGACAUGUCGCAGAACAAGUUGCAGUCGUUGCAUGCAGAAGCCUUUCAUGGCCUCAAAUUUGGUCAGAACGGCAUCCUGGACAUGUCGCAGAACAACUUGCAGGAUUUGCCUCCAAAGGUCUUUGACAGUCUCGAGCUCGACCGACUGUAUCUUCAGAACAACAAUCUUAUCCAACUACAUACAGGAAGCUUUCAAGGUCUCACCUUUGGUCGGUACUGUUCCAAUUGCAUCCUGGACAUUUCGCAGAACAAGUUGCAGGUGCUGCAUGCAGGAGCCUUUCAUGGUCUCAAAUUUGGUCAGAACGGCAUCCUGGAUAUGUCGCAGAACAAGUUGCAGGAAUUGCCUGUAAAGGUCUUUGACAGUCUCGAGCUCGACCGACUGUAUCUUCAGAACAACAAUCUUAUCCAACUACAUACAGGAAGCUUUCAAGGUCUCACCUUUGGUCGGUACUGUUCCAAUUGCAUCCUCGACAUUUCGCAGAACAAGUUGCAGGUGCUGCAUGCAGGAGCCUUUCAUGGUCUCACCUUUGCAUUCAAGAGCAUCCUGGACAUGUCGCAGAACAAGUUGCAGUCGUUGCAUGCAGAAGCCUUUCAUGGCCUCAAAUUUGGUCAGAACGGCAUCCUGGAUAUGUCGCAGAACAAGUUGCAGGAAUUGCCUGUAAAGGUCUUUGACAGUCUCGAGCUCGACCGACUGUACCUUCAGAACAACAAUCUUAUCCAACUACAUACAGGAACCUUUCAAGGUCUCACCUUUGGUAAGAACGGCAUCCUGGACAUGUCGCAGAACAAGUUGCAGGUGUUGCAUGCAGAAACCUUUCAAGGUCUCUCCUUUGCUAACAAGGGCAUCCUGGACAUGUCGCAGAACAAGUUGCAGGAUUUGCCUCCAAAAGUCUUUGGCGGUCUUGAGCUCAACCGACUAUACCUACAAAACAACAAUCUUGUCCAACUACAUGCAGGAACCUUUCAAGGUCUCACCUUUGGUAAGAACGGCAUCCUGAACAUGUCGCAGAACAAGUUGCAGGUGUUGCAUGCAGAAACCUUUCAAGGUCUCUCCUUUGCUAACAAGGGCAUCCUGGACAUGUCGCAGAACAAGCUGUCCACGCUUCCGGAGAAGGUUUUUGAUGGUCUUUGGUAUCUUCGCAGCCUGGACCUGGCGGAGAACGAGUUGGUGACGCUUUCGUCAGAUGUCUUUCACAGUCUCCCGGAUCUUGGCAGCCUGAGGCUGGAACGCAACCGGCUCCGGAGCCUUGGCGACAGACCCUUCUACCAAUUGUACCACCUAGAAGAGCUGCACCUGGCACAGAAUCUGCUGGAAGAUCUGGAUGAUCAUGUCUUUGAUUCUCUCUCGGUCAGCGUUUGUGAUUCCGCUGGUUGUGUUCAUCAUUCCCUCAAGCGAAGAUUGUUGGAGCUGCACCUGGCUGGCAACCGGCUCACUGCUUUGCACGAUGGCCUCUUCAAGGGUUUCAGGUCCCUUCGAACACUGCAGCUGCAGAGCAAUCAGCUGGCGAAUUUGAGCUCGUUGAAGUUGCUGAACUUGAGUCGAAAUGCACUCGAAGAACUGCCUCCCAGUCUUUUUGACGGACUGAACUUGAAGGUGAUCGACUUGAGUCACAACAAGCUGAGAACGCUGAAUGCUACGCAGUUCGACCUGGAGAGCCUCACUACUUUGGACCUGCGUGGAAACCGCCUGACUGACGCCACCCUGCAGGACCUGGCACGCCUCAAGGCGGUGUUGAAGCUGCUAAUUCACAGGUUUUCUCGCUGCAAGACUCGGAGCAAAGGCUCGUGGCAAAAGUUGCGCGUCAGCUGUGAAGGUAGACACUCUCUGCGCAUGGUGCAUGCGCUGCACGCAGCAUACCAUGAUUGGUUGGAUGAGCCUUGGCAUGGCAAUGUGCUGCUGUCCUGUGGUCCACACAAGUUGAAACCCAAACAGCAGCUGCAGGAAUUCAAUGCCGAUUUUGUGUUCGCGAACUAUUCGUUGGUCUUUGUAGAAGACGUUGCCUCCAGCUGGUGCGAAGCACACCACUUGGGAUACGGGCAGCCUUUGUCUUUUGAGGCCUUCAAUUUAUAUCAUGCAAACUUCUGGGUCAUUGGACCCGCCACGGCUGGUCAUGGAAGAGGUGGCUGCAGCUACGUCGAGUUGGUGGCCACCUCGGCCCAGAUGCAACGCCCCUUGUGGCAACUCGGCUCCGGGUUUGUGUCCCACGCUUGGCUGGAGCCGGUGUGCAAGUUCGUGGCGUGCCUGAAGCGGCACGCUUCUUUGCGCGAGUUGCCUGAUCAGACAGCCUACUGGGUGUGCGCCUACGCCAACAACCAGCAUCAGCUGGAGAAUGAGAUUUGCAACAACCCACGGAAGACGUCCUUCUAUCGUGCCAUCAAGUUGUGCGCUGGGGUCUUGCUGGUCUUGGACCAGAACGCCACGCCCUUCACUCGGACCUUUGCCUGGAAGUCGGCGUCCAAAGAGUGGCAGUGGGGGCAAGGGAUUUGGUGUUGCUUUGAAGAGUCCAUUGCGGUGGAAGAGCGCAACAAGGGGAACCCUUUGCUGCUGGAUGUGGCGGCCACGGAGAACGGCCGCGCACACGUCAUCACCGAUGGCCUGGUGGGCGCCGAGCAGCAGAUGAUGCCGCUCUUAGGAUUUCUCGCCAAGAGUCGACGAGAGGCGGAAUUUCCCACCGAGAUCUUAAUGAAAGGCUUGAAUGUCGACAUUGCCAGUGCUACGGCAAGCAAAGCCUCUGACAAGACAACCAUCUUAAAUAGCAUUCGAUUGCCGCGAGCAGGGACCCAAGUUCUUCAAGAAGAAGCCCAAGCCACGCAUGAAAGCUAUGAUGCGGUGGGCCGUGCACUGGCUGGGCACUUUGCUUUAGCCAAUUGGUUUUCCUCCGUUGCGAACGGCUUGGACACUUCUAGGCUCUUGACAGCUCUACAAAAUGAUGAUUUGCGACGUGCGGUGCAGCUCUCAUUGACAGGCAAGUUUGAUGGCAUGCAGCUGAGCACUUUCCUGGACCACUUGCCACCUCAACUGCAGAUCCUCCGUUUAGACCUGGGCUUCACGGCCGUGGAAAGUGUGCAGUUGGACGCACCGUUGUCGGAACUGCAGGAGCUCUCCCUGCGCUUCACCAAGACAUCUCUGCGCCAGGUCAAUCUUCAGCGGAAUAUGAUGCCCAAGCUGAGAUCCUUGCAACUUUGGUUGUCCCAUUUGCCAGAGCUCGAGGAGCUGCAGCUGGACUUGGAACUCACUCAAGGUCCUCGAGCUUUGCAAGAGCUGGUUCUGCACGUACACAGCUGUCCCAAGUUGCCCAAAACUGCCAAGAAGGCAUUUUCUGCAGUUAUGAGAAUCUGCCACUGGCUGGAGUUGAUACUCCUUCUGACAAUCCAAGCUGCGGCAGAAAUUCAAAGCAGAGUUUUGCUCCUGCUGAUUUUGCUUUCCUUACUUCCAGCAACUUGUAUUUUCCUGGAGGAGAGCACUGGGAUAUCAAUCGCUUCAAUUUGCGUCACUUUCCUUGUGGUAGCAGUCGGCAGUUGCUUCUACACAGCCACACGCUUGGAUAGUAUGCAGCAAAGGGUAUUCAAGUUGGCACUUGCAACUGAAGCAAACUACUUUCAGGUGCUACACCCCACAGCAGACACGAGCGAACAUUUGAUUCAAGUGUCCACCAUGUUGACAAACCAUUCAGGUGGUUUAUCUCAGGAGUUGGCGCAGCCUGAACAAGACUUAAAGAGCAGAUAUAUCGAAGCGCUAUGCCAAUUGAUUCAUUUUCAAAGGGCUGUUUGUGACCCGCUGACCAGCAUGGGAUUGGAAGUUGUGGCGAACAUCAAGUCAGUUACAGAGUUGGAUGAACGGGAAGGAACCGCUGACAAUAUUUUGUACUUCGAAGUCAUGAGCGAUGGAUUGCAGCAAGUUCAGGAUGCGUGGGAAAUGCUUCAGACCCUGGAUGUAGAGAUUGUCUCUGCACACGAUUUCUUUGCUGUGGCAUCUUCCAGAAAGUGCUGCCGAAUUGUGGUGUCUCUGCGGGGUUACUUGGCAAUGAUCUUUUUGUUGGAGAAAUCUCUGAGCUUCUUGGAAUCUCAGAGAGGCCUCAGUGAUGCAGCAAAUUCCCUUGGACUGCUUGACAAAACCACGGCAGCAAGCUGGGAAGCCUCUGGACGUCAAGGUGCGUCUGAGUUCCCCAGGUCUGUUUUUGCGGCUACGGCCCUCCUACGGCUACUGGCACUUUACUCGUCUUUCAUCAUCGCCAUUUUCAUACACAAGCUGGGAUCUGGAAAAUACGACCCAAAUGAGCAAGGUCCUUUCUCUCCAAGGUUGUCCGCCAUGGCCUUGCCCUUUUGGGUAUGUGGUGCGGUUCUCUUGUGGGAAUUUCUGCGCAGCUGUUGUGAUACCUUUGCUGAUGGAAGCACUAGAGCUUUAAAGAUCCGGCCGCGGCCGACGCAGGUGUGGUACAGGAAAUACUUGGGUGUACAGGGACGAUACUAUGCCUUCAAGGUUGCAGCCUUACAGCUCAUCACUGUUGUGAUCCAAGGACUUGCGAAAGCAAGUCUGUUUGGUGCCAUUCGGGAUCAACGUAGUUCUGAAGCCUUGAAUUCCGCAUCUGUCCACUGCUUCAUGGGACUUCUGCUGUGCAACUGCAUAUUUCCUGCCUUGGUUUUGGCCUUUCCCAACUGCGUUUCUUCACGUGUUGGAGCAGCUGUAAUGGACGCUUUUUUGGAUUUCGGCUACUUGAUCACCUCUUUGUGGGUCUACAUCGACUUCGCGUCACCAGAGCAUUUUGCACCCAUCUUCCUGGAAACAUUCUUGAAUUAUGCAUCAAUUUACAUCUGUAUCGCACACAUUUUGUGUGUCUGCCGUUCCUUGGAAACGGCUGAUUGGGCCUCACUUUUUCAAGUGCAACAUGCUGAGCCAAUGUGGGGUCCCGUGAGAAGGAGGCUUUUCUCUUCUGCGUAUGCGUGUGCUCUGGUGAUUUUUGUCGGUGUCAUGCUGGGAGACAUUGUCUACUUGCAUGAGGCUGGACCCUGCUCACCUUGCAGUUGUUCCGCUACUGCGCCAGGAUCCCUUCUGCUGGAGCGUUGUCCGUUUCGCAGCGGCUAUUUUGCGUAUAGGGCCCCACCCUUGGCGUUGGAUUUGGCCAAGCGCAACAUUACCGAAAUCCUCCCAGAUGCAUUUCUUGCAGCAGGUAGAGUGCGCUCAAGGGUAACAUCCCUGUCGUUGCGAGGAAACCACCUGACAGAACUGCCAGAGGGCCUCUUUGUGGAUCUUCUGGACCAGGACUUCAUCAACAUCACUUCCCUGGACCUUGGUUACAACAGGCUGAUGGCACUUUCAGCAGGUGUCUUUCAAACGCGUUCCGCCCGAAAGGUACGUAUGGACAGCUUGCAUUUGGAAAGCAACCACUUUACAACCCUUCCAGCUGGAGUCUUUAAAGGUGUGGAAGUGGACCAAGUGUACCUACGAAACAACAAUCUGACCCAGCUACACGCAGAGGCCUUUCAUGGUCUCACAUUUGGCCAGAACAGAACCCUGGACAUCUCGCAGAACAACUUGCGGCAAUUGCCUCCAAAGGUCUUUGACGGUCUUGAGCUUGACCGACUGUACCUACAAAACAAUAACUUGUCUCAGCUGCAUGCAGAGACCUUUCAAGGUCUCACCUUUGGUCAGAAUGGCAUCCUGGACAUGUCGCGGAACAAGUUGCAGACAUUACAUGCAGAUACCUUUCAAAAUCUCACUUUUGGUCAGAAUGGCAUCCUGGACAUGUCGCAGAACACCUUGCAGGUGUUGCAUGCAGAAGCCUUCCAUGGGCUCACUUUUGGUGGGAACGGCAUGCUGGACAUGUCGCACAACCAAUUGCGGGCUUCGAUUGCAGAGACCUUUCGUGGUCUCGCCUUUAGUGAGAACGGCAUCCUGGACAUGUCAGAGAACCAAUUGCAGGACUUGCCUCCAAAGCUCUUUGACGGUUUAUGGCUCAAGGGACUGUACCUACAAAAAAAUGACUUGUCUCAGCUGCAUGCACAGACCCUUCAUGGUCUCACCUUUGGUCAGAAUGGCAUCCUGGACAUGUCGCAGAAUCAAUUGCAGGAAUUCAGUGCAGACACCUUUCAUGGUCUCAUUUUUGGUGAGAAAUUCAUCCUGAACAUGUCGCAGAACACAUUGCAGGUGUUACAUGCAGAUACCUUUCGAGGUCUCACUUUUGGUCAGAAUGGCAUCCUGGACAUGUCGCGGAACAAGUUGCAGACACUACAUUCAGAUACCUUUCAAGGUCUCGCUUUUGGUCAGAAUGGCAUCCUGACCAUGUCGCAGAAUCAAUUGCAGGAAUUGAGUGCAGACACCUUUCAUGGCAUCUUGGACAUGUCGCAGAACACAUUGCAGGUGUUGCAUGCAGAUACCUUUCAAGGUCUCGCUUUUGGUCAGAAUGGCAUCCUGACCAUGUCGCAGAAUCAAUUGCAGGAAUUGAGUGCAGACACCUUUCAUGGUCUCAUUUUUGGUGAGAAAUUCAUCCUGAACAUGUCGCAGAACACAUUGCAGGUGUUACAUGCAGAUACCUUUCAAGGUCUCACUUUUGGUCAGAAUGGCAUCCUGGACAUGUCGCAGAACACCUUGCAGGACUUGCCCCCAAAGCUCUUUGACGGUUUAUGGCUCAAGGGACUGUACCUACAAAAAAAUGACUUGUCUCAGCUGCAUUCAGACACCUUUCGUGGUCUCACCCUUUCCAGUGGCAUACUGGACAUCUCGGACAACACGUUGCAGGACUUGCCUCCAAAGCUCUUUGACGGUUUAUGGCUCAAGGGACUGUACCUACAAAACAAUGACUUGUCCCAGCUGCAUGCAGAGACCUUUCGUGGUCUCACCCUUUACAAUGGCAUUCUGGACAUUUCGCAGAACAGGUUGCAGGACUUGCCUCCAAAGCUCUUUGACGGGUUCAAGCUCAACCAACUGCACCUACAUAGCAAUGUAUUGUCUCAGCUGCAUGCAGAGACCUUUCAUGGUCUUACCUUUGCUGACAAAGGCAUCCUGGACAUGUCAAAGAACCAAUUGCAGGACUUGCCUCCAAAGCUCUUUGACGGUUUGAAGCUCAACCAACUGUCCCUACGAAGCAAUGACUUGUCUCAGCUGCAUGCAGAGACCUUUCGUGGUCUCACCCUUCGUUACAAUGGCAUCCUGGACAUGUCAAAGAACCAAUUGCAGGACUUGCCUCCAAAGCUCUUUGACGGUUUCAAGCUCAACCAACUGCACCUACAAAACAAUCUGCAUGCAGAGACCUUUCGUGGUCUCACCCUUCGUUACAAUGGCAUCCUGGACAUGUCAGAGAACCAAUUGCAGGACUUGCCUCCAAAGCUCUUUGACGGUUUCAAGCUCAACCAACUGCACCUACAAAACAAUGACUUGUCUCAGCUGCAUGCAGAGACCUUUCGUGGUCUCACCCUUUACAAUGGCAUACUGGACAUUUCGCAGAACAGGUUGCAGGACUUGCCUCCAAAGCUCUUUGACGGUUUCAAGCUCAACCAACUGCACCUACAAAACAAUGCCUUGUCUCAGCUGCAUGCAGAGACCUUUCAUGGUCUCACCUUUAAUUAUGGGUGGUCGAAUUGCACCCUGGACAUCUCGCAAAACAAGCUGCAGGACUUGCCUCCGAAGGUCUUUAACGGCACGGGUCAUUUGGAGAUCCUGGACCUGGCAGACAACGAGCUGUCGACGGUUUCGGACGAUGCCUUUCGCGGUCUCUCGUCUCUUCGCAGCCUGAGGCUGGAAGGCAACAGGCUCCGGAGUCUUGGCACCAGACCCUUCUACUGGUUGUACAGCUUGAUCGAGCUGAACCUGGAGCAGAACCAGCUGACAGAUCUGGAUGAAGAUGUCUUUAUUUCGAGAUAUGAGGUUGAAUAUGAUUCGUAUUAUUCAAAGCAUUAUACCCUCAAGCGGAGUUUGAUGAAGCUGAACCUGGGUGGCAACCGGCUCACAACGUUGCCCGGUGGCCUCUUCAACGGUUUCACAAAUCUUCGAAAGCUGCAGCUGCAGAGCAAUCAGCUGGAGAGACUUCCGCCAAAGCUGUUUCAGAGUUUGACAUUGGAGUUUCUGAACUUGAGUCGAAAUGCGCUCGAAGAACUGCCUCCUGGUGUUUUCGAUGGACGGAUUUGGUUGAGCGUGAUCGACCUGAGUCACAACAAGCUGAGAACGCUGAAUGCCACGCUGUUCGACCUGGAGAGCCUCACCACCUUGGACCUACGUGGAAACCGCCUGACCGAUGCCACGCGGGAGGACCUGGCACGCCUCAAGGUGGAGCUCCAUGUGGAUUGA
Molecule: messenger RNA, 13569 nt
Organism: Cladocopium goreaui
Lineage: Eukaryota; Dinophyceae; Suessiales; Symbiodiniaceae
Source: the annotation of a GenBank genome assembly